UUUCUACGUAGUAUUUCUCCACCGACAAGCUCCUCCAUCAAUUUUCCCGUCGAUCAGCCAUGUCCAACGACGGAACCCUCCCCCUGAAAAUCCUCACCGACGUACUCUCUCGACUGCCCGUCAAAUCUCUCUGCCGAUCCAAAUGCGUUUCUCCCUCCUGGAACUCCCUAAUCUCUUCCCCCUGCUUCGCCAAAACCCACCUCAAUCGAACCAAAACCCUUAAAAACCCCAAUCAAAAAAUCCUCAUCGUGGCCGACAAUCUACUCUACUCCGUAGACAUCGCCGACAGAAAUCCCACCGCCACAAAGCUUAACCUCCCUACGGCGGAACAACAACCACCAGAGGAUUGGGUACGCGUUUACAACUCCGACGAUGGUUUGGUGCUAGUCUCCCGUCGAUCCGGAGCCGGCACCGAGUUGUUCUUGUUGAAUCCAUCCACUAGAGAAUGCAAGAAACUCCCCGUAUUUCCUUUUGUCCUCGAUUCCGCUAAUUCUUUCCACACGAAUCUAUGCGGCGUGGGAUACGAUUCUUCCACGGAUGAUUACAAGGUUGUGAUGGUCUCCCCCGCAUGGUCUCAAUCCUCCCCCCAGUGGGCUGGUGUUUCGACCGUGGCCGUCUAUUCGCUGGAAACUGAUUCUUGGAGGAGAAUUCAGGACACCAACUUUACCUAUGUGGGGAGCACCGGUAGGGUUUUUGUCAAUGGAUGUCUCCAUGGCAUUUGUUGGAGGGAUGGUUCCCAUGUGAUUGUUGCCUUCGAUUUGUCAAAUGAGGUUGUACGGGAAGUGCCACAACCGGCUUUGUAUAUUGGAUCCGAUGUUACGCUUUAUAGCGUUGCAGUUCUCGGGGGUUGUCUCUGUUUGGUUCAUAAGCAUGCAUCUGAGUUUUGGAAGAUGGAGGAGUACGGGGUAAGAGAGUCGUGGACGAAAUUUAAGAUCCGGUCUCGGUCCUUGUUUUUGUUAGGGGAAGACGAAUUUUUAGUGAACACUACUCCGGGGAGACGACCUAAGCAACUGGUUGUGUACAAUUCGCGAGAAGACACAAUGAGGAACAUGGAGGUUUGUGGCAUUCAGGAAGUGUUUUUCUUUGAGGGCACCUAUGUGGAGAGCCUCAUCUCUCCUCAUCAUGGAGGAGGGAUUGGGAGGCAAUGAAUGAGAAGCUUCUUCAGGAGAGAUUAUCCACUGUUCAUGCAGCAAUGUUCAACUUUGUUCCCGGCACACAUUGAUACGAGACGUGGGUAUCAUGAUAGAACUCACAUCAAUGUGUGGCAAAAGAUGUGGCUCCCGUUCUAGGGGCACUGAGACGAUUGAAGUGUACAUCAAGUCAUCAACUUACUGGCUAGGCCUACAAAGGUUGAAAUUCCAGUUUUACUAGCUCAGCAAGGAGGAGCAUGUGAAGGACCUUAAAGGACCUUUGAAGUCAGCUCAAGCGGUUUGUACCUUUUGAUUUCAAAAGAAAGGUUUGUAAUUAGAGCUCAUGACAUUGUUUUGAGUUGUGUUAAGUUCACUAGCUUAUCUAUUUUAUGGAAUGGAGAACAACUUCCCAAAUUUCUUCCUGGUAGAGGCAUUAGACUAGGGGAUCUUAUCUCCCCUUACCUUUUUGUCUUGUGCAUGGAAAGACUAUCUAUUCUCAUUAGAAAUGAAGUGCACCAUAAGAGAUGGUGUGGUGUGAAAACUUCUAACAAUAGUCCUUUAGCCACUUGUUUUUUGCUGAUGAUAUAUAUGGUUAUUUGCUAAAUCUUAUAGUGAUAAUUGUGAUUCCAUUAUGGAUACUCUUCAGUCCUUUUGUGAGGCUUCUGGCCAAUAUUAGAAGAGGUUAUGCUACUGGUUUAUGUCUCUGUCUUACCCAUGACCUUGGUCAUUACCUUGGGGUUCCCCUCCUCCAUGACAGAGCUUCUAAGAGACGAUACGAGUACAUUAUUGAGAAAAUAAAGAAAAUACUGUCUGGUUGGAAAGCCAAUUCUUUUGUGGGGAGGAACACUCUUGUCCAAUCUCUGACUGCUACUAUUCCUAAUCGCUAGCCUGCUGCUUCUCCUUAUCUUAGGUGACUUGCCUACGAGUUCUAAUAACUCACUAAACCCAUCAACCCCUGGGAUUUGCCCAGAAGAAAAAUCUCUAACUCGGUAAUUUGUCUGCUUUGUCUGUUCUGCUGGUAUACGAUAGAGAGUGAGAGGGCAAGAAGAGGAAGGCUAUACUAUGUUUAUAGUGUUACGAAUAUCAUAAAAGUCAUUGCUACAAUGUUUAAGAACCAAAAGAAGUGUUAUUCUUGGUUUAACUUACUUCGUGAUGUCUAAUCAUCUGCAUUCAUAUUUAAGCAUGGAUCUUUCUAGCUGUUUGAAUUGGAUGAUCUGCUGCAUGACUGCAUCCAUUCAUCUGGGGCGGAAUGGAAACCAUUCUGAAAGCACAAAAUCAAAGAAGAAGAAGAUGAUGAUGAUAUCGGGUGCUGGUGAUUUUGCUUGUUGAUCGGAUAUCUAAGCUUUUGGAUCCACCACAUACUAUCUUUUCUCUCUUAAAGGAGGAUACUCAAACUAGUGUCUUUUCCUGGAGAUUGCGACAAGUGUACCAACCCCCACUUAGAUUUUUGUGCAACCGACUUCUGAGAAGUACUCCCUCUUCACAAUAAUUCAACUUCCACAGAGGGAGAAUGGAUCAUAGAAGAAACUACAAUGAAGUUCAUGAAAUUUGCGGACAGAGCUUUGCUAAGGUAUCGCGAGGGACGAUAAGGCUCCGGAUAAUGACCCGUCCAACCAGGAUGAAUUCUGUUCUUGGCAAGUGGAUCAAAACAGCUGUUCAAGACCAUGCUAAAGAACUAGAACUCCGCAUUAAACCUCGGGUGUGUCCAAGGUAUUCUUUGAAGUUUAAGAUUCAAGCAUUCAGUUUUAGUCGUUUCAGUUUUUUAUUUGGUUUAUUUGAUUAGCUGUAAAUUUCAAUCUCAAAUUAGUAGUGUAUACUUCUAGUUGCAAAACUAAAAGAUAUGUCCACAUUGAAAAGAUUACUUACGGCUCUGUAAAUAGAUGCGAUAUUGUUAUCUAUUCCAUUUCUCUA
Messenger RNA from Rhododendron vialii, 3041 nucleotides. Its product is annotated as F-box/kelch-repeat protein At3g06240-like. The transcript has 2 exons. The coding region runs from base 60 to 1148 and encodes 362 amino acids. NCBI's taxonomy places the organism in Eukaryota, Viridiplantae, Streptophyta, Magnoliopsida, Ericales, Ericaceae. The record is from RefSeq and is a predicted model, not a curated record. Gene Ontology annotation, molecular function: protein binding.